UAGAGGGCUGCAGCCCCAAUCCCAGCGCGGGUCCCGCUGCCCGCUGCUCGCCGGCGGGGGAAGAACUGGGGCGCGCUUCGAGGGGGCGGAGCGGGUGCGCGGGCUUGCCCGUCCCUCCUCCCUGCCCAGCCCCCGAAGGGCAGCCCGGUCCGGGAGCUGCUCCGAAGGGCGCCUGGUCGGGGGACGCAGCAGAGCUCGCGGGCCACAGCGGCGGGAUGGGGCUGUGGAGGCGGGUGGCCAGCUGCGCGGGGCUGCUGCUGGCGGCCGUCUUGGCGGUGGGCGCGGGGCUGCUGCUCUUCCGCGACCGCCCCAGGUGCGACCCUCCCCGCUAUUGGCAUGCGGCUGUAGCCGCGGACACCCGCAGAUGCUCGGACGUCGGCAGGGACAUCUUAAAACGUGGCGGCUCAGCCAUAGAUGCUGCUAUUGCAGCCCUGGUGUGCACGUCAGUCCUGAAUCCGCAGAGCAUGGGCCUGGGUGGAGGUGUUAUUUUCACCAUCUACGAUGCACCAACAGGAAAAAUUGAGGUGCUCAAUGCUCGUGAAAGGGCUCCCCAAAACAUCCCUGAAGGUUUGCUGAAAAAGUGUAGAGGCACUUUGCUUCCAGGGUCGCAAUGGAUUGCUGUUCCUGGGGAACUUCGUGGUUAUGAAGAAGCUCAUCUACGCUAUGGCAGAUUGCCAUGGAAGGACCUUUUUGAACCCACCAUCAAGAUGCUUGGUCUUGGGAUCCGAGUAUCAGAGGUUUUGAGCCUGUUUCUAAAAUUCCUAGAGUCGCCUUUGAAGAAUUCAUCCUCAUGCCAACUGCUUUGCAAUGACCAAGGAGCCAUCUUGAGCAGCGGAGAGAACUUACGCUGGGCAGCCCUAGAGAAGACCCUAAAAGCUGUGGCAGAAAAUGGGCCUGAAGAAUUCUACUCUGGGAGGACGGCAGAAAAGCUAGUGCAAGAUGUCAGAGCUGAAGGUGGCACCUUGACAUUGGAGGACCUCAAGAAUUAUCAUGUUGAACCGAUGAAACCCGUGAAUAUGUCACUGGACAAAUAUACCAUAUUCUCAGCCCCAAGGCCAGCAGCCGGAGCAGUCCUUUUCUUCAUUCUCAACGUCCUAAAAGGGUUCAAUUUCACCAAAGUGGAUCUGGAAGAACCAAACAGAAGAGCAAAGGUCUAUCAUUACAUCGCAGAGACCUUGAAGUUUGCCAAUGGCCAAAGAGCGAAAUUAGAUGACCCUAAUUUUUCUAAAAUAAAAGAGGAGGUUCUCCAUGAGAUGAUGUCGGAUGCCUUUGCUGACCACAUCAGGCAAUUGAUCGACGGCCGGGGAGACCACCCACCAAGCCACUAUGACCCGGCCCAGCUGAAAAUGGCACCUUUUGGCACCUCCCACGUGGCCGUUUUGGCAGAAGACGGGAGUGCUGUGUCAGCCACCAGCACCAUCAACCACCCGUUUGGCUCAAUGGUCUAUUCACAGCAAACUGGAAUCAUCUUAAACAAUGAGCUGGCCGAUUUUUGCAUGAAGCGGUCUAGCAAAAGCAUUUCUCCAGGAGAGAUGCCUCCCUCCGCCAUGACUCCGUCCAUUCUUCUUUCUAAAGAUGGGAAGUCCAAACUAAUAAUAGGAGGUUCAGGUGGGCCCCUCAUUAUCCCUGCUGUAGCCCAGGCCAUCGUCAAUAAGCUGUGGUUUGGGUACGAUCUGGAUCAAGCCAUUGGAGCGCCCAUCCUCUCUGCCACUGGAGGUGGCUCCAUUCAAGUGGAGAAGCAGUUUCCACUGAACCUCACGACAGCUUUGAUCGCCAUGGGCCAUUCAGUGCACACUGCUCAGCAUGUCAUGAAUGUGGUGCAGGGCAUCUCCCAAGAGGGCUCCUGCAUCUUCCCUUAUUCUGAUCGGAGGAAGCAAGGAGAAGCCUCCGGCUACUAGAAGCCGGGAGAAGCUGUGCUAAACUCUGCAGCAACCUGGUCUCCUUCUCUGGCAGUUCCACCAUCGGCCUCCGCAGAGGCUGCUUCAAGGAACUUUGGACACAUUCCGCACACACGCAGACACCACGGCCCAAACUGGGGUGUACAUUUCUCCUCCAUCAGGCCUAUCUUCUGGACCCAUCCCUGGCCAGGAUAGAAUCCCCAGCCUGGGGGGAUAAAUUCCGCAGGGGGUAGCGUGAAGGCAGGUUGAUGAAGGCUGGAUAUGGGACGACAUCCAGGCAAUCGCUCUUUUGGUCCCAUCUCUGGAGUUGGAUCAUGCUGGCAACUUUUCCUGGAAUCCAUCUCCCUGGACCGAGCGCCUAAGCUUUGCAUCGUCUCUGCAGCUUCAAGGCCUCGUACCACGCCUUCAGAAGGAGAAUACCGGGUCUCGAUAAACCUUCCAGUAUGUGCUCCCAUAGCUCCCUCUGCAAUCUCCUCUCUCUCUUCCAUCUUCGCUGAGUCUUCACACCACCCAAGCUUUAGGUUGGUGCUGGGGCUCAGCACCCCAUUCAGCCCCCUUUCGGGGUGCUUCUUAGUUAUUUAGGGGAUUCGGGUUAAUGUCAGGGUUCCAAGAAACAUCCCCAACGAAAUAAAGCUCUUGAGGCUUGAGGUUCCUCAAAGUUCCAAUUUAUUAGAAAUGUCAUGUUGGCCCAGCUGGGAAAACCCGAACCUGAAAGCUUCCAGGUUUUCCACGCCCAGUUGACAGUUCACAGUCCUGCCCCACAACCACAAGUUCAUCACGUUGUCCAAUCAACUCUUCACACACCAUUGGAUACAAUCUUCAGGCAGUCUCCAUCAAACGCAGGAUGUCCUUGAAUACGGAAUUUUGUUAUGACUAAUUUUCUACUGCUCCAACAACAACCUCCUCCCAACUUCCCCAGCUAAAAUAUGUGGCAGUUAAGAAGCAAAAAAAAAAAAUUGCCUUCCAAAACUGACACAUUCGUCCUGUAGAAAAUGAGAAGUUGAGCCACAGCUCUUGUGUCCCGUGAGCCCAGAACCUGAGGAAAAGGUGUGUUGGGCUAAGCCUCUUCUCUGUCCUGAGGUUAUGUCUGUGGCUGAUGGAAGCUGAGGAUGCCCAGUGAGAAAGACUGAGACUGGGAUCACUGAGCCUUUGGUAUUUGGUAGGAACCCAGGAUUCUCCUGGAAAUCCCCUUCUGCACUGCAAAGCAAGUUAUCCGAAGAGAGCAGACACACUGCAGCCAGUGUGACGGAAGCCCUUCCAAGCUCAAGGCUUUAGAAGACGCUUUUGCCUGGCAAACAAAUGAGGCCUGGGGCAAACCUCUCCCCCAAGAGUUGAGUAGGGCCUGCUGCCAAAGCUGUGAAGAAAACCCCGGGAGCCUUUAACCUUUGAUGCAGUUACCUUUUGUUUCAGGCUGGGGGAGGGGGGGUGGCUGGAUGCCCUGAGCUUUGCCCUACAUCCACCUUGGGCACAUCAAAGCCAAAGCUGCAGCAGGAGCUUUUCCUGUUCUUAUUGCUGAACGUGAAAGUUAUGGGCCUUUUGCGUUCUCACCUGCUGGUUGUUACCAUGAUGGUGGAGGGAGGGAGUGGGAAGGCAAAGAAUGGGGGAAUUCCACUAGGAAUGGGAGAGUCAUUCUGGAUUAUGAGCUUUUUAAAAAAGUUAUUUCUUUACACACUUGUUCUAUAGAAAGUUUAAAAUAUAUUUUCACAGAUUAU
This is a messenger RNA of Ahaetulla prasina, 3610 nucleotides long. It is a transcript of the gene GGT5, whose product is annotated as gamma-glutamyltransferase 5. NCBI's taxonomy places the organism in Eukaryota, Metazoa, Chordata, Lepidosauria, Squamata, Colubridae. The coding region runs from base 216 to 1898 and encodes 560 amino acids. Gene Ontology annotation, molecular function: glutathione gamma-glutamate hydrolase; leukotriene-C(4) hydrolase activity. Gene Ontology annotation, cellular component: plasma membrane. The record is from RefSeq and is a predicted model, not a curated record. The transcript has 12 exons. Gene Ontology annotation, biological process: leukotriene D4 biosynthetic process; glutathione catabolic process; inflammatory response.